This is a messenger RNA of Colletotrichum lupini, 843 nucleotides long. RefSeq lists its product as uncharacterized. The transcript is spliced from 6 exons. Bases 1 to 843 code for a protein of 280 amino acids. The record is from RefSeq and is a predicted model, not a curated record. NCBI's taxonomy places the organism in Eukaryota, Fungi, Ascomycota, Sordariomycetes, Glomerellales, Glomerellaceae.
AUGCGUCCGGCGUGGCACUCGGAGUUUCCCAUGCCUUGGGGAGGAAGGCAACGCCGUGUAUUGGCCAAUCAAGCCUGGCAUCAUACCCAAUGUUUUCCCUUUCCCAUAUCAGUCAGUCAAUGGGCAUCUGAGGAAGAGCUCUUUGACAGGGAAACAAAAAUUGCCGAUAAGAGGAUGCAGGCUCGCCCGGCGCUGGGGCUCAGGACGGCGGUAACCGGUGGAAUCAAGGCCAUAUUUGCUGCCUUCCCGGGAACCAAAAACUACUCGGACGACUCAAAUUCAACGACAGAGCCUACGGAUUCUUCAAUUCUUGUUCUGCGAGACGCUGCAAAACGCACCCGCGUGUGGAGAUUCUCAGCAAAUGGCAUCCCUAGCUUGGAUCCCAGUCCGAGGAUUGUUCCUCUCUCCUCCAGACCAGUGCGACAUGCCGCAAUUUGCGCUGUUCUGACCAGACUUCUGAAACUCUGCUGUUCUCUGCGAUCGCCGCUCCGAUCGCGUCGCGACGAGCCGAUUGUUUGGAUUCUACAAGUUGUGUUAAUCUGGUCGGCCCCCGGGCUUCUUUCAUCUCCCGAUUCUUCUGUCUUACUUCGGAUAAUUAAACCACUUGAGUCCUCGGAAUUGAAACAGACGUGGGAUCGUCAUCCAAAGAUUGGGCUGCAAGUGUUUCAACUUCGAAUUCCACUGGCUUUGACAAAAUAUGAAUUCUCUCAAUCGAUAUUGGCAAGAUUGGGAGACAAAGGCAUGUUGCGCAAGUCCAUAGCCAAAGCCUUCGGCCCACCUCCCAAGUUCCCAUCUUGCUUUGCAAUCAAAACGCAUAAAGAAUGGGCUUUCAAAAACCCGUAG